GCUUGGGCUCGUCACGUGUGAGGCCGUGAAGGGGGCGUGAAGAUGGCGGCGGCCGGGUGUCUGUACCGGAGGACCAGCCGAGAGUUAUGGACCAUUCUGCUUGGACGCUCUUCCAUGAAAGAUGGGCAUCAGAUCAAAGCAGAGCUGGACAGAUAUGGAGACCGGCUCCUGCAGGGACUGGCAUACUACAGGCCCCCCAGCACAAGCUCCACAGGCAAAGUGAAAGCCAAUAAGAAUCUGUCCCCUGCCCUACAGGAGCUUGGUUUGCGACUCAGCAAAUUUCUGGGCCUGGAUGAAGAGCAGAGCGUGGAGCUGUUACAGACUUACCUGCUGUAUGAUUACAGAGGGACACAGGAAUCUGUAAAGGGUGUGCCACAAGAUGAGAGGCAGAGUCAAGCACUGAUGCUGAAGAUGGUAGAUUACUACUAUGAAGAGAGAAUUUCCCUGCUGCGCUGUGUCCUGUACAUUCUGAAUUAUUUCCAGGAUGACAAGCAUCCCUAUAGCGCAGAAUUCUCCAAAUGUGUGGAAAUGAUGGAGCAGAAGGAAUUAUUCGGCAAGUACCUGAAGCAGUUUGAAAGCCUCUGCAGGGAGGAGGCCCCAACAUGGGAAACACAUGGAAACUUCAUGACGGAGCGCCAGGUGUCCCGGUGGUUUGUGCAGCGAUUGCGGGAGCAGGCCAUGCUCUUGGAGAUCAUAUUCCUAUAUUUUGCCUGUUUUGCUGCUUCCCCAUCCGACCUGCUAGCACUGACCAAACUGUUCAAGGAGCAAGGCUUCGGGUGCAGGCUGCAAAACCGCCACCUUGUAGAACCAUCAAUGGACCCUCUGGUGGAGAGAAUCGGGUACUUCUCUGUUUUAAUCUUUUUGGAAGCGCUAGACAUUGAAACUCUUAUGACCUGCUCUCUCAGUGAUAAAACAGAGCAGCAUCCAUUUUCUUCUGAGGAGCAGGUCUGCAAGGAGAUGGACAGUGUUUUGGUUACGCUGGGAGACGCCCCACACCAUGGACCUGUGCUGCUGGCCUGGGCCCUGCUGCGUUUUGCUCUGAAUGCUGACAAGGUUACCCCCACUGUCCGUAAAAUGGGCAGCACCGCCAUCCAGCUCCAUAUCUUUCAGUACUUAACCCGAAUGCUUCAAUCUCUUAGAAGUGGGGAGAAUAAUUGUACGACCAGCACGGCUUGUUUGUGUGUCUACACCUUCCUGACUUUUGUGCUCACAAACCUAGAGGAACAAGUCUUACAGAGCCAGCAGGAUCUUGUAGACACAGCUUUCCAGGUGUUUGCUGCUCCGAAUCUGCCUGAUCUGUUCUGGAACAUGGAACCCACAGCAGGCCUGGGGAUCCUUCUGGACAGCGUGGUUGGGAUGUUCCCCUUUCACCUCUCGCCUCUCCUGAAGCUUUUCACUGCGCUUGUCUCCAAGUCUUCUGCAAAGAAGGUGUACAGUUUUCUAGACCGGAUGUCCUCUUACACAGAGCACUACCGCCACAAGCCUCACGAUAUUCUCUCGCACGAGGAUGAGACACUAUGGAAGAGACAGACCCCUAAAGUGCUGUAUGCACUAGGACUGGGACAAACAAACUUGCGCAUCCCUCAAGGGACCAUAGGGCAGGUGAUGGCCGAUGAACAUGGCUUCCUGGUCCGCUGGGAGUAUUCCUACAGCUGCUGGACUCUGUUUACCUGUGAGAUCGAGAUGCUGCUGCAUGUUGUGUCCACAGCUGAUGUGAUCCACCAGUGCCAAAGGGUGAAACCCAUCAUUGACCUAGUUCAUAAGGUUAUCAGCACAGACUUGUCCAUAGCUGACUGUCUUCUGCCCAUCACAUCCCGGAUUUACAUGCUCCUACAGAGGUUAACGACAGUAAUGAACCCGCCGAUGGAUUUCCUCUCUUCUUGUGUUGACUGCCUCGCUGCUUUAGCCACACGUAUGCCUGCAAAGGUUUGGAUAGACCUACGACACACAGGGUUCUUGCCCUUUGCAGCAAAUCCUGUCUCUGGGCACAUCAUUAGCACUGAAGGGAUGAAUGCUGGCGGUUACGGCUCACUUUUCGGCAUUGAGCAGUCACAAGGGGAAUACAGCAUCACGCUCUCUUUUCUCCGUCUGGUCACCACCUUAGUGAAGGGGCAGUUGGGAAGCACCCAAAGCCAGGGCCUUGUGCCCUGUAUCCUGUUUGUGCUGCGUGAAAUGCUUCCUAACUACCACAGGUGGCGCUAUAAUAGUCACGGCGUGAGAGAACAACUUGGCUUCCAGAUCCUGAGUUUGAUUCAUGCAAUCCUCAACUUAUCCCCUGAGGAAGAGGAGAGCACCAGCACCCCAAACUUGCAGUCCCUGUGCAUCUUCAGCCUGACAAACACUGAGGCAGGACAGGCGGUCAUUAACAUCAUGGGGGUCGGAGUGGACACGCUCAAUGCGGUCAUGCUGACUCAGGCUGGGAGCAGUGGCACAGAGGGCCAAGGGCAGAUGCUCAUGCAAACCAUCAAACUGGCUUUUUCCAUCACCAAUAAUGUGAUCAGACUGAAGCCCCUUUCUAGUGCCAUCUCGCCACUGGAGCAUGCACUCACUCAGCACGGAGCUCAUGGGAACAAUCUAAUUGCUGUCCUGGCCAAAUAUAUUUAUCACAAAUAUGAUCCGUCGCUGCCCCGGCUGGCCAUCCAGCUGCUGAAACGCCUGGCCAUGGUGGCACCUAUGUCAGUGUACGCCUGUUUGGGCAGUGAUGCAGCCGCCAUUAGGGAUGCCUUCCUGAGCCGCCUGCGGGAUAACAUUGAGGACAUGCAGAUCAAGAUUAUGAUAUUGGAAUUCCUUACUGUUGCCGUGGAGACGCAGCCUGGACUCAUUGAGCUUUUCCUCAAUUUAGAGGUGAAGGACACAAACGAGGGCUCAAAGGAGUACAGCCUCGGGGAGUGGAGCUGUUUGCAGGUUGUGCUGAAGCUUAUUGAUUCCCAAGAUCCCGAGAGCUCCUGGGGAGCCCCUCUGCUCCACCGCUCGGCCAUCGCUUUCCUCCACGCCCUUUGGCAGGAUCGGCGGGACAGCGCCAUGACUGUGCUCAGAACCAAGCCCAACUUCUGGGAGAACCUGACAAGCCCCCUGUUUGGGACACUGGCGUUUCCAUCGGAAUCCUCAGAGCUGAGCAUCCUGGAGACCUGCGCUUUCAUAAUGAAAAUUAUUUGCCUCGAGAUUUACUAUGCAGUGAGGGGUUCUCUUGGUGACUCCCUGAAAAAGAUCCUAAAGAAAUUCUCUGAGGAAGAGCGAUUCACUUACUGGUCUAACUACGUACAUUCCUUGGUGUGCCAGGUGGCUGAGAGUGAGGGGGCCUGUAACUCGCUCACUGAGUAUCAGCAGCUGCUGUCAGCUUGGCGGAUGUUUCUCAUGGUCGCCACGCACAAUGCAGAUGUAAUGCACCUGACCAAUCCUGAGGUCCGACAGAAGCUAUUUAAGGAUGUCUUGGGCGGCACUCAGGCUCUGCUUCUUGUUCCCAGAUCCAUGACUUGCCUGCACCUCGGCUCCAUGCUUUGCACUGUGAUGAUCAUCUUACUCAGGAGGUGGAAAAGUGACCUAGCAGCGCCUGAGGACAUUCUCAGCUCUCUGACACAGAUUCUGGAGGGGGUCCUGCAGAAAGAUCAGCAGCUGGUGGAGAAGACCAAAGCCCGAGUCUUUGCCGCCCUCAUCUCUGCGCUAGAGAUAAAGCCAAUGAAAGCCAGUGAGAUCCCCCAGUACCCCCAAUUGGUGCUCAAUGUGUGCGAGACCCUGCAGGAAGAAGUGGUGUUUCUUGUGGAUCACACACGCCAAGAGGUCCCCGCUAACGACGCAUCCGAGGACAAGGACAGCAUGGAGACCGAGGACACAGGCCGGAUCCGGCAGAAGGACCAGCGUGAUGGAGUGUGCGUGCUGGGGCUGCAUUUGGCCAAGGGACUGUGUGAGGCGGACGAGGAGGGUGACCAGUGGCAGCAGGUACUCAGGAAGCUUCCAGUUCUGCCCAUGCUCUUCAGUGCCCUGGAGGUCAGCCUGCGCAUCAAGCAGAAUCUCCACUUCUGUGAAGCCAUUCUCCACUUCCUGUUCACUCUAGCAAAAACACACCAGGGAGCCGCUGCCAUGGCAGGUGCUGGCGUCACUCAGACUGUGUGUUUGCCUCUUCUUAGCGUGUACCAACUGAGUUCCAAUGGGGCCAGUACGGCUCAGCCAGCUCUGUCGCUCCGCAAAUCCCUGGAUGCCCCUUCCUGGCCUGGGGUCUACCGACUUACUGUGUCACUCAUGGAGCGCCUGCUGAAGACCUUGAGGUACAACUUCCUGACCGAGGCGCUGGACUUUGUAGGAGUUCAUCAGGAACGGAUUCUACAGUGUCUGGGCGCUGUGCGCACCGUACCGAGCCUGGCCUGUUUGGAAGAGGCAGAUCAUACGGUGGGCUUUCUGCUGCAGCUUUCCAACUUCACCAAAGAGUGGCAUUUCCACCUCCCGCAGCUGAUUAAGGAUGUUCAGGUGAAUCUCUGUUACCUGUGCCAGGCCUGCACCUCUCUCCUGCACAGCCGCAAGAUGCUGCAGCACUACCUACAGAUAAAGAAUGGAGAAACCAUGUCCUCCACUGCAACCCCUCGUGGGCAGCGCACUCCCCAGACGCCAUCUAAGCAGCCGACAGCAGAGAGUGAGGCGCUGGAGCUGAGGCAACUGCGUUCUGUUCAGCACAGCCUCCUGAAAAUUUUGGGCAAAACUCUGGCCACCCUGCGAGCAUUUACCCCUGACCUCUGCCAAAUCCUCCAGGUUCAGCCUCUGGACCUGGCCCAAUAUAAUCUCCUGUUUGCACUGAGUUUCACCACACCAGCUUUUGAUGCAGACGUUACCCCUUCCUUUGGGACCCUUUUAGCUACCGUGAAUGUAACGCUGAGCAUGCUGGGAGAGAUGGAUAAAAAGAAAGAUCACCCCCUCGGUCAAGUACUGGGAGAGACCAACAGCACAGUAGACAACAAGAACAUCAAGUCUUUGCUGCUCUUCAUUAUGGAGAACUGCUUCUACCUGUUGAUAUCACAAGCUGUGCGUUACCUUCGGGACCCUUCCGUUCACCCCCGGGACAAGCAGCGCAUGAAGCAAGAACUAAGCUCGGAGCUGAGUACCCUGCUGUCCAGCCUGUCUCGUUACUUCCGGAGAGGUGGCCCCUCGUCUCCUGCCGGCGGCCUCAUGCCCUCCCCUCAGCCUAAGGGUGCAUCGGCUGCAAAGGUGGUCCCUGAAGCCCAGGAGCCCCUCAUCCAGCUGGUACAAGCCUUUGUGCGCCAUGUACAGAGAUAAAGGAGCUCCACCCACCCAGCAACAGUUACAUUAUGUACAGACUUGCCUCAGUAAUGGGCACAAGGGGCACCCAGAUCCCUGCACCACCUGCAUUCAGAAGGAAUAAACUGCCUUGGAACAAACCCCACCAUGCAGCUUACUGUAUGUAACCCCAUUUGUUUGAGAUCUGUGGGUCUCCAUCUUUGCUUGUUGCACCCAUGGAUUUUGCUGUACAUGAGCAAGAUGGGGUGGGGAACCUGUGCCAGCGAGAAUGUUUUUUUACUUGCCUGUGUGCCCUUUUUCUUGUAUCUUUUUUUUUUUUGGGAAACACCUUAUUUAUACAAAAAUUAAAAAGAACAACCUGUUACUUAUUCA
This is a messenger RNA of Xenopus tropicalis (tropical clawed frog), 5616 nucleotides long. It is a transcript of the gene nup188, whose product is annotated as nucleoporin 188kDa. The transcript is spliced from 44 exons. Lineage: Eukaryota; Metazoa; Chordata; Amphibia; Anura; Pipidae. Gene Ontology annotation, cellular component: nuclear pore. Bases 43 to 5262 code for a protein of 1739 amino acids. The record is from RefSeq and is marked provisional. Gene Ontology annotation, molecular function: structural constituent of nuclear pore. Gene Ontology annotation, biological process: nucleocytoplasmic transport.